Cherax quadricarinatus is the source of this 1819-nucleotide messenger RNA. The record is from RefSeq and is a predicted model, not a curated record. NCBI's taxonomy places the organism in Eukaryota, Metazoa, Arthropoda, Malacostraca, Decapoda, Parastacidae.
AAAGGCAACAUCUACUGAGCCUCGUUCUUGAGUUUUCUGUAAUCUCUUCACACUACUAUUAUAAAGUUGUUUCUAGCAUUUCUCUCCCUACUACAACUUCAAAAACAAGAAAUGUCUUUGGAGGAGCCAACGGCAGUUGGUGAUGAGUUCCUGAAGCCGAAGUUAACAGUGGUAGAUUACACUAUCUUCAGCAUCAUGUUGGUCACGUCGGUGGGUCUCGGUGUGUACGGAGCUCACAAGAGUCGGGCAGCAGCUCGUCACUGGACUACUUACUGGGAGGCAGAACCAUGUCACCAAUACCAAUAGCAUUCUCUCUCAUUGGAGGCAUCAUAUCUGCAGUAUCUAUACUAGGUUACUCUUCUGAGGCGUACUUCUUCGGGACACAGCUCACCAUCAGUGUGUUAGGAAUCAUCUUGGGCUCCAUUUUUGUUUACAAAGUGACGCUACCAGUCUUCUUCAAUCUCCGACUAGUUUCUCUUAAUGAGUAUAUUGCACUCGUUCUUUACGCACCCUCACUCGUUCUGAACGCCUUCACGAACCUCUCUUCUACCAUCUCGGUGGUUCUGAUGGGUCUUAUCUGCACCUUCUAUGUCACCAUUGGAGGCGUGAAGGCGGUAGUGUACACUGACGUGCUGCAGACAUCUGUUAUGUUCCUGGGAGUGGCUGUGGUGGUAGUGAUCUCCUGCGUCGACCUGGGAGGUGCGGGAGCAGUCUGGAACAAGGCGCUUCAAGGAUCUAGGGUAGAAUUCUUCAAUCUCGACCCCAGCCCACUGAUUCGUCAUACCUUUUGGUCGUCAGCAGCAAUGGGCCUCCACUUAUGCCUAUAUACGCUGGCUUUCAGCCAGUCAUCUUUCCAGAGGCUUGUGUCUGUCAGUAACCUUCAAACAUCAAAGAGGCUGUGCGUCGCCUUUGGUGUGGGAGUGAGCUGUUUCUUUCUGCUCUUUUACUAUGCUGGUUUAGUAGCAUAUGCCACCUACAUGGAGUGUGACCCGCUUACCUCUGGAAGAAUCACCAUACCAGACCAGAUCCUGCCGUUGUUAGUGAUGGACAAGAUGAAUCACCUCACUGGGCUGUGUGGACUCUUCGUGGCUGCUGUCUAUGGUGGUGUACUUAGCAGUGUGUCAAGUGCUGGGAACUCAGCUGCCUGCUUACUCUGGGAGGAUGUCAUUAAGUUCCUUCCAUACUUCAGGAACAUUGAUGAUCAAGGAGCAACAAAACCUCUGAAAGUCAUUACGCUGAUAAUUGGGCUAAUUGGCACCGGCGUAGGAAUACUGAUGGAAAAGUUGGGAGGUGUGCUGCAAGUGGUGGUUAUGUUCAGUGGGAUCAUAUGUGGACCGCUAAAUGGCAUUUUUCUUGCUGGCAUCUUGACCCCGUGGGUCAACGCCAAGGGCGCCAUGGCUGGAGGACUCACCGCAUUUGUUUUGAGUGCGUGGGUAGUUGCAGGCAAUUAUAUGUAUGGAUCAGCGCCACGGUACCUGCCAUUAUCUACCUCGGGUUGUCCUGUAAACCUGGCUUCUCUUGACAACUUCACUGUUAUCUCCUUCAGUGGUCAGUGAACAUCAUCUAUGAGUUAUCUUAUUGCUACAUUGGAAUGAUGGCAGUAGUUAUAACUCUCAUAGUCAGCAACGUUGUCUCCUUCUGCACAGGUGCACUGAGUCCCAGCUGCCUUGUCCCCGGAGCUGUGAGUCCUUCCUGUGGACGUCUUCACAGGUGGUUGUGGAGUAUCUUCAACAGUUCCCACACACACACAAACAACGUUGCUCACAAAGAAGACAACGAACUCCAGCAAGAUAAAGCUUAAUUAAGUGAGGAAUUUAUC